Molecule: messenger RNA, 573 nt
Organism: Centruroides sculpturatus (bark scorpion)
Lineage: Eukaryota; Metazoa; Arthropoda; Arachnida; Scorpiones; Buthidae
Product: fibulin-1-like
Exons: 2
Coding region: 79-504 (141 amino acids)
Source: RefSeq, a predicted model, not a curated record
UUAAACUUGAGGUUAGUAUCAUUUUAUUUGCAUUAAAUUAUUUAUGCUUUUUAUACAUAUUUUUUAUUAACAUUGAGCAUGAUAUUUUGCAGACUGCUACUAAAAGAAGCCACAGUCUUAUGUAAAAAGCUUUGUCGUUCAAAUGAUAUUGAUUGUGUACUUAAUAAUACGCAAACUUUAACAUAUCAGAGUAUUGCACUUCCAUCAUUUCCAGUUUUACCAUCUCCAAUCAUUUUGACAACAAUGAGAGCUGUAACUCGAGAUCAUUCAGUGUCUUUUCAAACAAAUUAUGUAAUAUUGGAAGGGAAUGAAGGAAGAAUUUUUGAUGUACUUAAAGGAAAAGGAGUUGGUUCUCUUCGUUUAAUGCAACCACUCAUAGGACCACUAGAACUUAAUUUAAAAUUAGAAAUGUCAAUAAUUCUUUAUUCACAAUCAAGCCAUCGUCCUCCACUUUCAAGACAUCUUGCAUUCAUUAAAAUAGUUGUUUCCGAAUAUGAUUUUUAAGGAUACAAUUUUACAACAAAGUGAUAUUGAUUUUAUUUGUUACAACAUUCCAAUAUUAUUUAGUUUAUA